CAGAGUUGGAAGUGAGGAGGCCUGAAGGUCGCGGUCGGAGGAGCUGCGUCUGCCUGGGAGCCCGAUGGGGAGCAGCGGUCGGUCGCUUUGGAGUCUGAGGGGCUGCGCUUGCUGCCGGCACCGGCACCGGUGCUCCCUCUCUGGGCUACACAUUCACAGUCACUCCUAAUGGACAACCGUGGUGUGACAUUCAAGGCCAGGUCAAUGGGAACACAUUUCUUCAUUAUACCUGUGGUGGCCACAAGGUCACACUCAUCAGUGUUCUGGAGAUGAAUGCCACGCAGGCCUGGAGUGACCAGAGAGACGCUCUGCAGUACGUGGUGGAGGAGCUCAAGAAGACCCUGCUGGACAUUAGAGCAGAGAUUCCUGCAACCAGCGGUCCUCUCUCCCUGCAGGGCAGCAUGAUGUGUGAGCAGGAAUCCAAUGGACGCACCGCUGCAUCCUGUGAGUUUGGACUGGAUGGACAGAUAUCUCUCCGCUUUGACACAAAGAAUGGACACUGGACAGUGCUGCACAGUGAAGGCAUUCUGUUAAAGCAAACAUUGGCGAGUGACAGAGCUAUGACCGAUCUCCUUGUUAGGACCUCAGCUGGAGACUGUAGGAAGUGGCUUCAACAAGUUCUGUGUCCCCUGAGCACACAAGCUGCACCAACCACUGCCAUAGCCACAGUCCCGCCCAAGGCCGCAACCAACAUGCCCAUCCCUUCGGUCCUCCCUGUGAUCCUCACCUGUGCAAUCGUAGUUGGCAUCUUAGGCUGGGCCUUUAAGUAACAGGAACUGAGGGCAUAAUUACAGGUACCAUGACAGGUACUGAUCGAUGGCACACGCACUUCCUGAGCAGCACUUCAAAACGUAUGAAGUAAAAAUUGGGUCUAGGAAUGGUUUACCUCAAAACAAGGAAAGUUCUAUUGGGACAGUAUCCAGCUAUUACUUGAAAGAUGGGGGAAAUGGCCCUGACCGGUUUGGCUCAGUAGAUAGAGUGUCAUCCUGUGGACUCAAGGGUCCCAGGUUUGAUUCCGGUCAAGGGCAUGUACCUUGGUUGCAGGCACAUCCCCAGUAGGGAGUCUGCCGGAGGCAACUGAUUGGUGUUUCUGUCUCAUGGAUUUUCCUAACUCUCUAUCCCUCUCCCUUCCUCUUUGUAAAAAAUCAAUAAAAUAUAU
Messenger RNA from Myotis daubentonii (Daubenton's bat), 1159 nucleotides. RefSeq names its product UL16-binding protein 1-like. NCBI's taxonomy places the organism in Eukaryota, Metazoa, Chordata, Mammalia, Chiroptera, Vespertilionidae. Gene Ontology annotation, cellular component: external side of plasma membrane. The record is from RefSeq and is a predicted model, not a curated record. Gene Ontology annotation, biological process: antigen processing and presentation of endogenous peptide antigen via MHC class Ib; immune response; positive regulation of T cell mediated cytotoxicity.